AAUAUUUCUAAUAGAUUUUACAUACCUGUGUUAGUGAUAAUGAAGAAAUCUGAUGUUAUAUUUGUGUUUGAAUACAUAGGAUAAAAAAAAUUAAGAAUAAUACAUUAUAAAGCCAUAAAAUCUAGAAAUAUUAAAAAAUUUAAGAAUAAGAACCCAACACGCUACUAGUUAAAAAUAAACAGUUUAAUAACAAUAUAAUUGGAUAUUUUUAGAUAUAAUAUGGAUGGAAGUCAAAAGAAGGAACGACCUCCACAUCCAAGAGCUCGAGCCAAUAUUUUCGAAGUCCUUACUUUUGGAUGGACAGUUAAGUUGUUUAAUGUAGGUAAAAAACGGGAUUUGGAAGUAACUGACUUGUAUACUACCUUAGAUGUUCAUAAAUCUUCUUAUCUAGGAAAUGAAUUAAAUAAGAAAUGGCUAAAGGAAUUAUCCAACGCGAAAGUAUCAUUUCGCAAACCAAGUCUUUUGAGGGCAUUACUAAAUAUGUUUGGAAAAAAAUUUAUGUUGUUGGGACUGCUUCUGUUAACUUCAGAAAUGGUAUUAAGUACUUUUCAACCAUACUUUUUGGGUCGUAUUAUUGCAUACUUUGAAACAAAUGAACACAAAAGUGGUUCUCCAGCGCUUAAUGCAUUGGGUAUGAUAUUGGCUACAUUAUUUCAGACCUUAGGUUUCACUGCACAUGGAAUAAAUCUGGCACAUAUGGGUAUGAAGAUGCGUAUAGCAACGUGUAACCUUGUAUAUAAUAAGGCUCUUCGUUUAAGUAAAACUGCUCUUGGCGAGACUACGGUUGGUCAAGUUGUCAACUUACUUUCAAAUGAUGUAAACCGUUUUGAUAUUUCAAUUUUAAAUCUACAUUAUUUAUGGAUUGGACCAAUAGAGACUAUAGUUGUGGGAUAUUACUUAUGGCAGGAAAUUGGCCCGUCUUCUCUAUUUGGAAUUCUUGUGCUCCUUUUGGGUAUACCUGUACAAGGUUGGUUAGGUAAAAAAACAUCAGAAUUCCGUUCUAAAACUGCGGUUAGAACUGAUGAAAGAGUACGCUUGAUGAAUGAAAUCAUAUCAGGUAUACAAGUCAUAAAAAUGUACACUUGGGAAAAACCAUUUGCUUAUCUCGUACAAAUGGCAAGAAAAGAUGAAAUCAAGCAAAUUAGAGGUGGUUCUUAUGUCAAAGGGAUACUUCUUUCAUUCAUUAUUUUUCAAACUAGAUUGGCUCUGUUUGUCAGUGUUCUUGGUUUCGUAUUGUUUGGAAAUUAUAUCACUGCGCAUAAUGUUUUUGUUGUGACUUCAUAUUACAAUAUACUUAGAAAUACUAUGACUGUAUUGUUUCCUCAAGCAAUUGGACAAAUAGCUGAAUUGCUUAUUUCAAUAAAAAGACUUCAAAAUUUCUUAAUGUAUGAAGAAAAAAAUACGCAGCCGUCUUUUCAAUCUAAGGAGUUAAAACCUAAUAAUGGUUUUAAUAAAUUAGUUGAUACUGUUGAAAAAAUUGAUUCAAACACACAGCAAAGUAAUAAUAUAGCUUCUAAUAAACCUGGAGUAGUGAUAAACAAUAUAAUGGCCAAGUGGACAAAUGCACAAGUUGAAAACACAUUAGAAAAUAUUAAUUUGAUUGUUACACCUGGCCGACUAGUUGCUAUAAUUGGCCCUGUAGGUUGUGGUAAAAGUUCCUUAUUUCAAGCAAUAUUACAAGAACUUACUCUUAUACGAGGAAGUAUAUCUGUAAAUGGAAUUGUAUCUUAUGCUUCUCAAGAACCAUGGUUAUUUGCAGCUACAGUGCAGCAAAAUAUCCUUUUUGGAUCACCUAUGAAUAGGAGACGUUAUAAAAAAGUAGUUGAUGUAUGUGCAUUGGAAAAAGAUUUUGAACAAUUUCCUUAUGGUGACAGAACAAUAGUAGGAGAAAGAGGAGUUUCCCUUAGUGGAGGACAAAGAGCUAGGAUUAAUUUAGCAAGAGCUGUUUACAAAGAAGCAGAUGUUUACUUACUAGAUGAUCCAUUAUCAGCUGUUGAUACUCGUGUAGGUCGACAUUUAUUUGAAAAAUGUAUCAAAGGUUUUUUAAAAGAAAAAACAUGUAUUCUUGUUACUCAUCAAUUGCAGUACCUGACUAGAGUUGACCAAAUUUUAUUACUGGAUGAUGGUAAAAUUCUAGCUGAAGGAUCAUAUCAAAAACUUCAAAAUUCAGAUUUAGAUUUUACUAAAUUUUUGGGGACAUCAGAAGAUGGUUCUAUAACAUCUGAUGGUGAAUUUAAUUCAAAAAUUAAUACUGAUCAAAAAAAUUUAAAAAAUACUAUACUGCGAAGAAUGUCAUUUCAAAGUGUAUCUUCAAUAUCUUAUGAUGACAGUAAAAUCGAUCAAGAAAUAGGUGAACCUAUUGAAGUAGAAGAAACAAGAUCUUAUGGAACUGUGGCGUUGGGUGUUUAUUCUUCUUAUUUUGCAGCUGGUGGACAUUGUUUUAUAAUUAACUUUUUACUCUUUAUGUGUGUUUUUACACAAAUAGUAGCAUCUGGUGGCGAUUAUUGGGUCAAUUUUUGGGUAAGCCUCGAAGAAAAUGUUUUUCACAAUAGUUCGAUUCAUUCACAAAGUAACAUAACCCCAAGUGAAGGAUUCAUUACAAGAAAUUUUUGCAUAAUUGUUUUUGCUGUAUUUACAUUUACUAUGAUAGCUUCAACUUUAAUUCGAUCAGUUACAUUUGUGUCUAUUUGUAUGAGAGCUUCAAUGAAUUUACAUAAUCGGAUGUUUAACUCUAUAACAAGAGCAACAAUGUAUUUCUUUAACUCGAACUCGUCAGGUCGUAUUCUUAAUCGAUUUUCAAAAGAUAUAGGUGCUAUAGAUGAACAGCUCUCUUCAGCCUUAAUGGAUUGCAUACAAAUUGGCUUAACACUACUUGGUAUUCUUAUAGUUGUUAUUGUUGUUAAUUUUUAUUUAAUGAUACCAACAAUAAUUAUGAUGAUAAUAUUUUACAACUUACGAGUGUACUAUAUGUCCACAUCUCGAAGUAUAAAACGUUUAGAAGGAAUAACAAGAAGUCCUGUGUUUUCCCACUUAAAUGCUUCUAUACAAGGAUUAACCACAAUCCGUGCAUUUAAAGCAGAGCAAAUUCUUGCUCAAGAAUUUGAUAAUCAUCAAGAUUUACACUCUACAGCUUGGUAUUUAUAUAUAUCAUCUAGUAGAGCGUUUGCCUUUUGGCUGGAUUCAGUAUGUCUUUUGUACAUAAGUAGUGUAGCUUAUAGUUUUUUACUGACUGUAAAUGGUUCUUCUGGUGGCGAUGUCGGUCUUGCUAUAACUCAAGCUAUAGGAUUAAUAGGAUUAUUUCAAUGGGGAAUGAGACAAACAGCCGAGUUAGAAAAUCAAAUGACCUCAGUGGAACGAGUCCUUGAGUAUACAAAUGUUCCACAAGAACCAGAUUUACAAUCAACUCCAGAUAAUCAACCACCAACAAAUUGGCCAGCAAAAGGACAAAUGACAUUUAAAAAUUUAUAUCUACGUUAUACCCCAGAUGGUCCAUAUGUCUUAAAAGAUCUUAAUAUAAAUAUAAAUCCUUCAGAAAAAAUUGGCAUUGUUGGUAGAACUGGUGCAGGAAAGUCAUCAUUAAUUAGUGCAUUAUUCAGAUUAGCAACAAAUGAAGGUCAAAUUAUAAUUGAUACUGUAGACACAGGUAAACUCGGUCUGCACGACUUGCGUUCUAAGUUAUCAAUUAUUCCUCAGGAACCAGUUUUGUUUUCGGGUACCAUGCGAAAAAACUUAGAUCCUUUUGAUGAAUUCUCUGAUUUUAUUCUUUGGGAAGCUUUAGAAGAAGUGAAACUUAAGGAAGCUAUUGAUGAACUAAUGGAUGGUUUAAAUUCAAAAAUGUCUGAAGGUGGAUCCAACUUUAGUGUUGGUCAAAGGCAGUUAGUCUGUUUAGCUAGAGCUAUUGUAAGGAAUAACAAAAUUUUAGUAUUAGAUGAAGCUACAGCAAAUGUUGAUCCACAAACUGAUGCAUUAAUUCAAGGAACCAUCCGAAAAAAAUUCAAGAAAUGUACUGUGCUUACAAUUGCUCAUCGUUUAAAUACUGUGAUGGAUUCGGACAAAGUCCUUGUUAUGGAUGCUGGAAAAAUGGUUGAAUUUGAUCAUCCACACAUUCUUUUACAAAAUAAAAGUGGUUUUCUUUCGAAAAUGGUCCAUCAAACUGGUCCCAAUACUGCUGAACUCUUACAGAAAAUUGCUGAAGAGAGCUACCAAAUGAAAAGUACUGUUGAUUCUCCAAGCGAGUUUUUUGAAGUUGAAUAGUGAAAAACUAAGUUAACAAUUUUUUAAAAUUCAUUUUUAUUGGUACUAUUAUUUUAUACGUUAUGUUUAUAUAUAUUUACAUAUAUAAUAUUGUGAAAUUAUUUAAUUAUUAUAUUAAUCUAAUUGUAUUUUAGAUAAAUACUUAUAUAAUACUUUGUUAAUAUAAACAGAGAAAUAAUGCAAUUUAUGUUUCCUAUUAAUA
Messenger RNA from Daktulosphaira vitifoliae (grape phylloxera), 4456 nucleotides. RefSeq names its product probable multidrug resistance-associated protein lethal(2)03659. Gene Ontology annotation, biological process: transmembrane transport. Gene Ontology annotation, cellular component: membrane. The transcript is spliced from 27 exons. NCBI's taxonomy places the organism in Eukaryota, Metazoa, Arthropoda, Insecta, Hemiptera, Phylloxeridae. Bases 220 to 4254 code for a protein of 1344 amino acids. The record is from RefSeq and is a predicted model, not a curated record. Gene Ontology annotation, molecular function: ATP binding; ABC-type transporter activity; ATP hydrolysis activity.